CCACUCCACAUCCGGAAGACUUGAGCCGCGUCCAAGGUAGCUGGCAGCUGAGAGAGGAGAUCGCCCUACCACCUUCCGAGAUAUAAUCAGAAGAUGGCUGAUCCGUGGCAGGAAUGCAUGGAUUAUGCAGUAACCCUAGCAAGACAAGCUGGAGAGGUGAUCUGUGAAGCUCUAAAAUGUGAAAUGAAUGUUAUGAUUAAAAGUUCUCCGGCUGAUUUGGUAACUGCUACAGACCAAAAAGUUGAAAAAAUGCUUAUCUCUUCCAUAAAGGAAAAGUAUCCAUCUCACAGUUUCAUUGGUGAGGAAUCUGUGGCAGCUGGGGAAAAAAGUAUCUUGACUGAUAACCCCACAUGGAUCAUUGACCCUAUUGAUGGAACAACUAACUUUGUACAUAGAUUUCCUUUUGUAGCUGUUUCGAUUGGCUUUGUUGUAAAUAAAAAGAUGGAAUUUGGAGUUGUGUACAGUUGUGUAGAAGAUAAGAUGUAUACUGGCAGGAAAGGAAAAGGUGCCUUUUGUAAUGGCCAAAAACUGCAGGUUUCAAAACAAGAAGAUAUUACCAAAUCACUCUUGGUGACUGAGUUGGGCUCUUCCAGAACACCAGAGACUGUACGAAUUAUUCUUUCUAACAUGGAAAAGCUUUUUUCCAUUCCCAUUCAUGGAAUCCGGAGCGUUGGAACGGCAGCUAUUAAUAUGUGCCUUGUGGCAACUGGAGGAGCAGAUGCAUAUUAUGAAAUGGGAAUUCACUGCUGGGAUAUGGCAGGAGCUGGCAUCAUUGUUAGUGAAGCUGGUGGAGUGCUAAUGGAUGUAACAGGUGGACCAUUUGAUUUGAUGUCACGAAGAAUAAUUGCUGCAAAUAGUAAAGCAUUAGCAGAAAGGAUAGCCAAAGAAAUUCAGAUAAUACCUUUACAAAGAGAUGAUGAAGAUUGAUUACAAUAGCCUUGUAUUCAGUCACAAUUGCUUUCCCCAGAUUUGCUGAUGCACUGAUGGAUAUCUGUUUCGGAUAUAGGAAGAUAUGAUUGAUUAAAUUGUCUUUGAUGUCCUGAUUUUAAAAUGGAAACUUUUUCCAUAGAAUAAGUAUGCAAAAAUAGAUGUAAUGUUUGUUUCAUUGUUUUGAACAAUUUUGCCUGUAAGAAUAUACUUUGGGAAAAAUAAACAGGAUUUUAGUUCAUGAACUAUCAAUUAAAAUUGUCGAUUAGUAGUUUGUUUCUAACUAUGAUCCUCUUGUUACUUGCAAUCCUCCUGCCUCACCUUCCUUAGUCACUGGGAUUACAGGUGUGUGCCAUCAUGCCUAAUUUGAAUUACUAUUUGUAUAUAUAAACACUCAAUUUAAAAGUUACCUUUUUGGAAAAAAUUCUAUUUGUUUCAAAAGCCAUACCUUAAGAAUAUAACAACUACUUAGAUUAGGUUUUGUUUCUUUCUUGGCAGAAAACCUUGUUUGUUUUAUCAUCACUGUACCUGUAGUACUUAGCAAAGUACCAGUCAAAUAUUAACAUAUCCAAAAUAAACAUUGUAAAACAUAUAUUUAACUUUUUUGGUUGGUACUGGGGAUUUAAUCCAGGGAUGUUUUACCUCUGAGCUAUAUA
Urocitellus parryii (Arctic ground squirrel) is the source of this 1583-nucleotide messenger RNA. RefSeq names its product inositol monophosphatase 1 (gene Impa1). Gene Ontology annotation, biological process: phosphatidylinositol phosphate biosynthetic process; signal transduction; inositol metabolic process. The record is from RefSeq and is a predicted model, not a curated record. NCBI's taxonomy places the organism in Eukaryota, Metazoa, Chordata, Mammalia, Rodentia, Sciuridae. Gene Ontology annotation, molecular function: inositol monophosphate 1-phosphatase activity.